Messenger RNA from Andrographis paniculata, 647 nucleotides. RefSeq lists its product as uncharacterized. NCBI's taxonomy places the organism in Eukaryota, Viridiplantae, Streptophyta, Magnoliopsida, Lamiales, Acanthaceae. The transcript has 6 exons. The record is from RefSeq and is a predicted model, not a curated record. The coding region runs from base 164 to 481 and encodes 105 amino acids.
CUAGCGACUUUAAUAGUAACAACAGGGCAGGGUAGAGUAGAAUUGUGGUUAAGGGUGAUUGACUGAUUGCCUGCCUUCGUUCCGCAGAUUCGAAUUUCCCGAGAGACAGUCGUUCAGAUUCCGCUUCUAUUUGCCGAAAACGCGAACGGAAGCCUGAAGCCCCAUGGAUGAGCGAGAGUUUCAGAAGGUGUUGGAGCUCUUCCCCGUUGUCCGAUCUCGCGAUUAUCACGCAGAAUUAGAUCCUUCAAGACCAUCAACUCAAUCUGGACAAAGUUCAGAGGUAAAAGAGUGGCAAGAUGGAUGGAACACUGAGGAUAGAAAAGAAGCAUUUUGGGGGAAAUUGAAGUCAGCUGCUGAGAAGAAGGUGGGUGCAGCUGAUGCUGAAAAUUUUUGCAAGGCGUUUCAACAAGUUUAUAAGAAACUAGUGUAUGAAGAAUUAACAUUGGAUGCUGCUAAGAAUAUUAUAAACUCAAGGUCUUAAUCAUAUAUAAAGAUGGCUGCUACUACUGCAUACAAGUCCCCAUCAAAACAUUGGCAUCAUGAUAUACUAUGAAUUUUAUGUUGAAGCAUUUGGGACUUUGCUCGAUUUCUGGCUGUGGAUAUGUACUAUAACAUGAUGUUUUUUGAGUAUUACAUAUUUUUGCAUA